GCCGAGCCUAUAAAGUCGGCGGCCGGCCGGCGCGCCGCACUGUUGGACUGUCAGCAGGAGUGUUCGCAGGGUGUCGAGAUGCGGUUACCAAGGCUCGCCCUCUCGUGGGCGGCGCUCGUGUGUGUGGUGUCAGCAAGUCCCCUAGAGCGUGAACGCCGAGGCCUCCUGUUGGGCGGCCAAGGCGGUUUCCUCGGCGGCGGCCUCCUGUCCGCUGGCGGCGGUGGUGGCGGCCUUCUUGGAGGUGGCCUCCUCGGAGGCGGCAGGGGGGGCUUCGGCGGCGGCAGCGGUCUCCUCGGGGGCCUGUUCGGCUCCCAGAGCGACGCGCAGUCCUCCGCCAGCGCGCAGAACACUAAGCUCAACUUCGGAACCAACCUCGGCCUGAUCGGCUUCAACGCGGGCCUCACCCACAGCAACUCCCAGGCGUCCUCCUCUGCGGGGUCCUCUGCGAACGGCGGUGGCGGCGGCUUCGGCGGCGGCCAGUCCCAGAGCCAGGCGCAGAGCCAGGCGCAGGCCUCUGCCGACGAGUACGGCGCCAGCGCCAACUCCGGCGCCCAGAGCCAGGCCCAGUCGCAGGGAGGCGGCGGCGGCGGCUUCGGCGGCGGCGGCAGCCAGAGCCAGGCCCAGAGCCAGGCCCAGUCGCAAGCGCAGGCCGGCGGCGGCGGCGGAGGCUUCGGGGGCGGCGGCUUCGGUGGUCAGGGAGGAUGCCGCUCAUGUGGCGGCGGCGGCAACUAUAACGGCGGCGGCAACGGCGGCGGUUUCGGCGGCAGCCAGAGCCAAAGUCAAAGCCAGAGCCAGAGCCAAGCGCAGGGUGGCGGCUUCGGCGGCGGCGGCUUCAACGGUGGUGGCGGCUUCAACGGCGGCUUCAACGGAGGAUUCAAUGGCGGCGGCCACCGUCACGGAGGGCAUGGUGGUGGAUACAGACCACCCCCUCCCCCUCCCCCACCUCCACAACGCCGCCCUUCUUGGGGUGGCGGCGGCGGCGGUUCGCAGUCGCAGUCCCAGAGCCAAAGCCAAGCCCAGAGCCAGGCCGGGGGACACGGCGGCGGCGGCUUUGGCGGUAACGGCGGAUUCGGCAACGGCGGCGGUGGCUUCGGCGGAGGCGGACAUGGAGGCGGACACGGAGGCGGUGGCUUCGGCGGCAACAGCGGAUCGCAGUCCCAGAGCGAGAGCCAGGCCCAGAGCCAGGCCGGCGGCCACGGAGGCUUCGGAGGCAACGGCGGCGGCUGCACUACCUGUGGGGGCGGCGGCGGCGGCUUCGGCGGCGGCAGCAACUCGCAGAGCAACAGCCAAAGUGCAUCCAACGCCAACUCAGGAGGCGGUGGAGGUGGCGGAUACGUGGAGCCAGAACCGCAGGGCAACUACGACGACAACGUCGCGGAGGUGUUCGGCAACGGCCAGUACGGCGGCGGUGGCGGCGGCAGCGGCAGCCAGAGCCAGGCCCAGAGCGAUGCCAACUCGUCCGCUGGCGGUGGCGGAGGCGGCGGAGGCGUCUGCCAAACGUGCGGCUACAAUGGAGGCGGCCAGGGCGGCGGCAGCAGCAGCAACGCCAAGAGCGACGCGUCCUCGUCCGCGAACGCUGGCGGCCACGGUGGCGGCCACGGCGGCGGCUUCAACGGCGGCGGCUACGGCGGCCACGGCGGCGGUGGUUUUGGCGGAAGCGGCGGUGGCGGCUUCGGCGGCUUCGGCGGAUCCAACAGCGCCGCCAAGAGCCAGGCCUCGUCGUCCUCGUCGGCGGGCGGGCGCGGCGGGUCCGGCAGCAAGAGCUCCUCGCAGGCCCAGUCCAGCGCCAACAGCGGAGGCGGCGGCGGCGGCGCCAACAGCCGGUCGCAGGCCCAGAGCUCGGCGUCCAGUGACUCCCUGGUGUUCGCCUAGGCCGGGUGCACUGUUACUUUCUCUGGGGGGAAAAUAGGAAACCACCCGCCGGUUGGACUCGCGUGGCGAUGAACGUGCCACUUUGAACGCGCUCUCCUCGGAGGAGAGCACGCAUCAGGAAGUGUAUUUAUUGAAUAAAUUCGACAACAGGACCGGGCGAAAAUAAGGGUGCCAGUGCUCGGUAUUGGUAUCAGAUUGAAUUAAGAUAUGAUCACAAGAGUACCAAUAGAUAGUUUAGGCUGUAGUAAGUUAGAGGGCCUGACUCAUGAAUGCGUGUGAGAAUGUUUUAUGUGUAUGUGUGAGUGAUUGAGUGAAUGGGUAAGUGAGUGUCCGAAUUAGUUUGUUUGAGAGUGAGUUAUCAAUUUUCCUAAUGGCAUUCAAUGUGUGCCAUAGCGAUGACAAUUUUAAAAAUGACAAUAAGGUUUUAUUAAACAUUGUUUUCUUUUAUUAGUCAGCUAUGAAUGUGCUCGGAAACAAAGGUUGUGAUUAAAUAUAAGAUUAUCGUA
This is a messenger RNA of Thrips palmi, 2378 nucleotides long. Its product is annotated as glycine-rich cell wall structural protein 1-like. The transcript has 5 exons. The record is from RefSeq and is a predicted model, not a curated record. Bases 79 to 1872 code for a protein of 597 amino acids. NCBI's taxonomy places the organism in Eukaryota, Metazoa, Arthropoda, Insecta, Thysanoptera, Thripidae.